Molecule: messenger RNA, 507 nt
Organism: Saprolegnia diclina VS20
Lineage: Eukaryota; Oomycota; Saprolegniomycetes; Saprolegniales; Saprolegniaceae
Exons: 2
Coding region: 37-465 (142 amino acids)
Source: RefSeq, a predicted model, not a curated record
CUCCUAGCUGCCAAAGCUCCUUGAAUAAUCUGAUCGAUGGGGGGCUCGACCAAGACGCUUGCACGGAAGGCUCAAGACGAACCGCAGAGUAGCAGCAAGCGCAAGCGGCUGCUAACGGACGAAGAAGUGCUAACGGUCGAAGAAAUGGCAUGCUGGUUCAUUUUACCAUCGCCGUUUGCCUCCGUCCUGGACGAUGCGCUUCGCUUCCUCGAGCUUCUCCCGCCGGGCGCUCCUGCGGCUGCUGCGAUUGCUGAGAUUCAAAAGCUCCGCGCACUUGAGCCGCAUGACUUCCAGGUUUCGUCGACUGUGGCUGUACGACCAGCGAUCCAGUGCGCCCACGAAGCACUCGAUCAUGCGGUGACUUGGAUUUCGUCGCUUCCAGUCGAGAACCUCGGCGCCCUCCGUGCGAUCGUGGAGCUGCGUCGCGAGAUCCCGGAGCACGACCAUGGGUGGUGCCUCGUGUAGCUGGCACGCAACGCCGUAACUAUAACAGAAUAUGUAUCGUCC